Messenger RNA from Hevea brasiliensis (rubber tree), 1976 nucleotides. RefSeq names its product plant intracellular Ras-group-related LRR protein 6. The record is from RefSeq and is a predicted model, not a curated record. Gene Ontology annotation, molecular function: protein binding. Lineage: Eukaryota; Viridiplantae; Streptophyta; Magnoliopsida; Malpighiales; Euphorbiaceae.
AUGGAUAGGGUCCUAAAAGCUGCAAGAGCCUCUGGUUCUCUCAACCUCUCCAAUCGUUCUCUUAAAGAUGUGCCCGAUGAGGUGUACCGAAGUUUGGAUGCAGUCGGGGCGGGUGAGAAGUGGUGGGAGGCUGUAGAGCUGCAAAAGCUGAUUUUGGCUCAUAAUAAUAUUGAGUCUUUAAAGGAAGACCUGAGAAAUUUAACUCAACUUACUGUGUUGAAUGUUAGUAAUAACAAACUCACGGAGCUUCCAGCUGCAAUCGGAGAGCUUGCCCUGCUUAAAUCAUUAGAGGUGUCAUUUAACAUGAUACAGAAAGUGCCUGAGGAAAUUGGAUCAGCAGCUGCUCUUGUCAAGUUUGAUUGUUCGGGCAAUCAACUUAAGGAACUUCCAGGUUCACUUGGAAGAUGUUUAGAUUUAUCUGAAUUGAAGGCAUCAAACAACUUUAUCAGCAGCUUGCCUGAGGACCUAGCAAACUGUUCAAAAUUGACAAAAGUAGAUGUCGAGGGAAACAAGCUAAAUUUUUCUGGGAGUUUGAUGGCAUCAUGGACCAUGCUUACAGAACUAAAUGCAUCAAAGAACAUGCUGACAGUUAUACCGGAUAACUUUGGAAGCCUUUCACGACUCAUUCGUCUUGACCUUCAUCAGAACAGAAUUUCUUCGAUUCCACCAUCAAUAAGGGGUUGCUGUUCCCUCAUGGAAUUUUAUAUGGGGAACAAUUCACUAUCUACUUUACCGGCAGAGAUUGGGGAACUUUGUCACUUAGCAACGCUAGAUCUCUACUCAAACCAGUUAAAGGAAUUUCCUAAGGAGGCAUGCAAAUUACGUCUUUCACUCCUAGAUCUUUCAAAUAAUUCAUUGAGUGGAUUGCCCUCAGAAAUUGGUAAGGUUAGCAAAUUUGCGAAACUGCUGCUUACUGGAAAUCUGUUGCGAACUUUACGAAGCUCUUUGGUUUCUGGACCGACACCUGCUUUAUUGAAGUAUCUUCGAAGUAGACUUUCUGAAGGUGAAGAUUCUGAGGUUACUACUCCAGCAAAGGAGGAUGUUAUUGCCAUGGCAGCUCGGUUAUCUGUUUGUUCCCAGGAACUUUCUCUUGAAGGGCUGGGUUUGAAUGCUGUUCCAUCAGAAGUAUGGGAAUCAGGUGAAGUUGUAAAAGUUGAUCUUUCUAGGAAUUCCGUCCAAGAGCUGCCAGUUGAACUUUCUUCAUGCAUCUCCCUCCAGAGUUUGAUUUUAUCCAGGAACAAGAUCCAAGAGUGGCCUGGCGCAAUUCUGAAAUCACUUGCUAAUCUUUCAAGUUUGAAGCUAGACUAUAAUCCACUCGGACAGAUUCCAUCAAAUGGAUUUCAAGCAGUCUCAAUGCUUCAGAUUCUGGAUCUAAGUGGUAAUCCAGCUUCAUUACCUGAAAAUCCAGCAUUUUCCAGCUUGCCUCAUUUGCAAGAGCUUUAUCUAAGACAUGUUCGAUUGCAAGAGGUACCAUUCGAUAUAUUGAACUUACAACAACUGCGAAUCCUUGACCUGAGACAAAACAUUUUACAAUCAAUCCCAGAGGGUUUCAAAAAUCUCACUUCUCUUACUGAGCUUGACCUGUCGGACAAUAAUAUUUCAGCACUUCCACCAGAGCUGGGUUUGCUUGAACCAAGCCUACAAGCCUUAAGACUUGAUGGGAAUCCAUUGAGAAGCAUAAGGAGGACAAUUUUAGAUAGAGGAACAAAGGCUGUUCUGAAAUAUUUGAAGGACAAAAUUCUAGAGCAGUAGCAUGUUCUAUCUUAUUUUGAUACCAUAGCUUGCUUUCACAACUUUUUUUCUUAAUUGGAAAGACCUCCUGUGUGGAAUUGUUAUCUGUGUACAAACAAAUGGCUACACUGCUACCUUUCAUAAGAUACUUUGUUUUAUUGUUGCUGAUUUCCUCAUCUGCUUGUGUUAACUUAUUUUGUUGAUUUAUGGCUUCAAUAAUAGAAUGCAAUAUUUUUUAGGAUUAA